GUCAUGCACCAUGUUUGUUGAGGUCGUCUCCUGUAGCUAAAUAAUAUAUCUCAUAAUUGUAGCCAUACGUUGUAUUAUUUCACGUAUUUCCCAUGGAAAACAGAUGUAUCUAAAUGUUGAUAGAAUUGUGUAGAGGGUGGCAGGCCUCUGCCAGCCUGCUUGCUGCUGACCAGCUCGCUAGGCUAACUUCAGCGUGAUACUUAGUUGGUUAGGGAUCUAGCAUUAGCUAGCCAUCUAGCUAAUCAGAGGUUAUUACGGGAGGAAUACAUCUUGUUUUAAGAGGCCUGUUGUCUAAUUGGGCGGACAUCUGAAAUGACAGUCAUCUGUAGCGUCUAACUGAACUGACGUGUAUCAAAGGUCAAGCUUGCCUUGAUGUUGGACCUCCUGCGUAGCAUGCAGCCAUGAGCUCUGCCCUGUGGAGCCAGGAGAAGCCCAGUGGGGGCUUUAGGGAGGACUCGCGCUUCUACAUGGUUGUGAAGGAGUGUACUGUGGAGAAGCCUCCACAGAAGACUCUGAGGAUCCCACGUGGUAGCCUUGGUCAGGCUUGUCAGGAGCGCAACAGCUUGGGGCGAACACUGCCCCCAUGCAAAGGCAAGAAGAGUCUCCGCAUACUGGACCAGACCAAUGUGGUGCUGAGCCUGGAUGAACGAGAUGUCUUGGAGCUGGAUGAGAAACUGGCUGAGCUGCUUUUCCCCAUUACCAACUGUGAAGAGAGAUAUGCCCUGCUCCACAACAAGUUACGCCUAGAACGUGUCCGUGAUAUUGACUGUGGUUCCAAGGUGCACGUCCAGCUGCGGAUAGGGGAUGAACCUCUUCCUGGUGUGGUCCGCUUCAAGGGCUCGCUUCUUCCUGACAGGGCCCCAUCUGGAAUCUGGUUUGGAGUGGAGCUGCUGGAGGAGGGCCGAGGCCAAGGCUUCACAGAGGGCUCUUAUCAGGGCCGCCAACUAUUCCGCUGCGAGGAUGAGUGCGGUGUGUUUGUGGCCCUGGACAAGCUUGAACUCUGGGAGGAUGAUGAUGAUGAAGCUUUGGGUGAGCUAGAGGUGGACCACAUGAAUCUGGUGGAAGACCAGGACUUUCCUCCACUGGAGAUCAACUCCAGGGUGUUAGUGCAGACCAGGGAAGGACCCGAGAGAGGCACCAUCAUUUUUUGUGACCUGCUGCCGGGCAAUGAGAGCCUGGGCUACUAUGUGGGAGUUGACAUGGACAAUCCUAUAGGGGAAUGGGAUGGUGUUUUUGAUGGGAAGCUGCUGUGUAAUUUUGCCAGUUUGGAGCACACUCGACUUGUCCCCAUCUGUGACGUAAUGCCAGAAUAUUCCAUGCAGGACCAAAGGCCGCAAAAGCACAGUUUUGCCCCCAGAGGCACCAACAGUGACAAGUCAUCCUCUGGCCAAAGCAAACCAAAGAGCAAAGGAUUAGGUCAACAGUGUGGCAGUAGGAGCAAGUCUGAAUUUUACUAUACUUUAAAUGGCAGCUCUCUUGACCCCCCCGCCCAGUCCAAAUCCAAAAGCACAUGGUACAUUGAUGAAGUUGGGGAAGACCCUGCCAAGUCACUUACUGACACGCCCCCUGAUUUCAACCAGUCGUCCCCGCCCUCCAGAGCCCCGCCCUCUUCCUCAUUGUCUAGUGACAACAAGUUCCACUCUCUGCCCUUCAGCCUGAACCGGAAAACUGGGCCCAUUGACAACAUGAAUCAUGGGCCUCAUACCCUGUCUGUCCAGUCGGUGAUGGGAGAGCAGCCUGAGCCCCCUUCUCCUGCUGCCCCUCCCUCACCACGCCCCCCGACACCUCCCCGAGGACAGCCAGGGCUUGAGGUGGGCUCUCUGGUGGAGGUGAAGGAGAACCCCCCUCUGUGUGGUGUCAUUCGCUGGGUGGGCCUGCCUCCAGGCCUACUGGAGCCUCUGGCUGGGCUGGAGCUGGAAGAAGAGUGUCCUGGUUGCACUGAUGGUACCUUCAAAGGCACCCGGUACUUCACGUGUCCACCCAAAAAAGCCCUGUUUGUGAAGCUCAAGUGCUGUCGGCCCGACUCUCGCUUCCCGUCCCUGCACCACUCCUCUAACCCCAUAGAGCGGUGCAACUCAAUUGCAUUUGGGGGUUACCUAAGUGAGGUAGUACAAGAGAACACACCUCCCCGUACAGAGAACGAUGGUCUGGAUGUCAUGGUGGGAAAAAAGAAAGGCAUCCAGGGCCACUACAACUCCUGCUAUCUGGAUUCAACCCUCUUCUGUCUGUUCUCCUUCAGUUCUGUACUGGACACGGUUCUGCUGAGACCACAGUCAAAGACUGACGUAGAGUAUUACAGAGAGACCCAAGAGCUGUUACGCACAGAGAUAGUCAACCCCCUGCGCAUAUAUGGGUAUGUGUGUGCCACUAAAGUGAUGAAGCUGAGGAGGAUCCUGGAGAAAGUGGAAGCAGCCUCUGGGUUUACCUCUGAAGAAAAAGAUCCUGAGGAGUUCCUCAAUAUCCUUUUCCAUCACAUAUUGAGGGUGGAUCCAUUGCUCAAGCUAAGAUCAGCUGGACAGAAGGUCCAGGACUGUUACUUUUAUCAAAUCUUUAUGGACAAGAAGGACAAGGUCGGAGUCCCUACCAUCCAGCAGCUCCUAGAGUGGUCCUUCAUCAACAGCGACUUAAAGUUUGCAGAGGCUCCCUCCUGCCUUAUCAUCCAGAUGCCCCGCUUUGGCAAAGACUUCAAAAUGUUUAACAAGAUUUUCCCCUCACUAGAGUUAGACAUCACAGACCUUCUUGAAGACACUCCAAGGGAAUGUCGAAUCUGUGGAGGCUUGGCUCUCUACGAGUGUCGAGACUGUUAUGAGGACGGGGAUAUCACCGCUGGCAAGAUUAAACAGUUCUGUGAGAAGUGCAAUACACAGGUUCACCUCCACCCAAGGCGGAAAGCCCAUCGGCAUGGAAAACUGUCUGUCCCCAAAGAGCUACAAGAAGGUAUGGGACGGCAGGGCAGUUUUCCCCGCCAAAGGAUGGCGCUGUUCGCUGUGCUGUGCAUCGAGACCAGUCACUAUGUGGCCUUUGUCAAGUACGGCAGCGCAGACUCUGCCUGGCUCUUCUUCGACAGCAUGGCUGACCGUGACGGAGGGCAGAAUGGUUUCAACAUCCCCCAGGUAUCUCCCUGUCCAGAGGUGGAAGCCUAUCUAAAAAUGACCCCAGAGGAGCUGCAUGCCCUGGAUCCCAAAAGCAUUCAGGGCCAGGCCCGACGCCUGCUGUGCGAUGCGUACAUGUGCAUGUACCAGAGCCCAACCAUGAGCCUGUACAAGUAGAAUGCUCUCCCCAAAAACUUGCCCGUCCAUUUCUGUCCCAUAGCCACACCGCCUCCCCUCCUUCAGGGCAGGAGAUUCCCAGAAAGACCAAAAAGGCAAAAUAAACUUUAAAGAAGAAAGGCUGCCUGUCAGCAUGGGUCAGAUCCAAAGUUAACCCUCUCCACCAAACCUCUCCUCACUACCUGCCCAUCUCUACAGGUUAGAGAGAUGGAAGAGAGGGCCUGUUUGCACUGUGCAUUAGUUGAAGUGUUGUGUUCUUCAUGUAAUCCUAUGUAGCUUCCCUGUGUUUCACAGCUGAGCAUUGGUGGUGGAUGA
Molecule: messenger RNA, 3584 nt
Organism: Monopterus albus (swamp eel)
Lineage: Eukaryota; Metazoa; Chordata; Actinopteri; Synbranchiformes; Synbranchidae
Gene: cyld
Product: cylindromatosis (turban tumor syndrome)
Exons: 17
Coding region: 402-3269 (955 amino acids)
Biological process (GO): protein deubiquitination
Molecular function (GO): cysteine-type deubiquitinase activity
Source: RefSeq, a predicted model, not a curated record